This is a messenger RNA of Alternaria arborescens, 177 nucleotides long. RefSeq lists its product as hypothetical. The record is from RefSeq and is a predicted model, not a curated record. NCBI's taxonomy places the organism in Eukaryota, Fungi, Ascomycota, Dothideomycetes, Pleosporales, Pleosporaceae. Bases 1 to 177 code for a protein of 58 amino acids. The transcript has a single exon.
AUGCCGCGCUUUGCUACAUUCGAUGAACCUAUUGAGGAGUUGUUUCUCGGCACCUGUGACCUUGAUGUGACCUUGCAGAACGCCCCUGGAGAUCCUCUACAGUAUCUUGAGAAAUCAGGCCAUGCUUAUGCAGUGCUCGCGGAUGCUUCCGGUGUUCUGCGGAACCGUAGACGCUGA